This is a messenger RNA of Penaeus vannamei (Pacific white shrimp), 645 nucleotides long. The record is from RefSeq and is a predicted model, not a curated record. Lineage: Eukaryota; Metazoa; Arthropoda; Malacostraca; Decapoda; Penaeidae.
AUGGUAAGAGAGCUCGAGGGACAGUCGGCGGUACUAUCAGACGAAAAAAUGUUGAGGAUCGUAAGCCUGGCAGUGACUUUGGCCGUGUGCGUGGCACGACCCAACCAAUGGGACGACCAGCUUGGGCUCUUCCCUGCCGACGGCGGAGACUCUCAGCCCAUCUUGCCUCGCGCCGUCGCCAACCCUACCCCCCAACCAGAUACUCGACGCAGUGCUCGAAGGAGCUAUCGCAUACAUGGAAGCACUAGGAUGGUGUGGAUCCAAAAACGUGCAGAACGGAGAGUCAAACUGCCCUUCCAAGUCAACUCUGACGGAAGCAGCUCCGAGAACUUCAGCAUCACUAAGGCCAACGUGACUGGACUCUGCUCCCUGCGCCGCUCCAAGUCCGCUUCCUUCAACGCCGACCAGAGUGUGCUCUCCGGUUCGGUUGUCGUGGAAAACGCUCGUGCCAACGCCUACACACGCUACACCGCAAGAUCGGGUCACGACCUGCUUGAAAGUGCAAGCAACUUGGACGGCAACAAUAUGAAGGACGUUCACAGCGCCGGCUUCAGGAAGGCUUUGCGAGAGAUCCUGGAGAAAACCAUGGCUUCCAACGUGAAGGUGCAGAUUAACAAGUCCAUCCAGGAUAUGAAGAAUGCUUAA